This is a messenger RNA of Phycomyces blakesleeanus NRRL 1555(-), 612 nucleotides long. RefSeq lists its product as hypothetical. The coding region runs from base 1 to 612 and encodes 203 amino acids. The transcript has 3 exons. The record is from RefSeq and is a predicted model, not a curated record. Lineage: Eukaryota; Fungi; Mucoromycota; Mucoromycetes; Mucorales; Phycomycetaceae.
AUGCUUGCCAAUGUAGAUCAACAACUCAUCAUAAAAUGUUCCAUUGUGAUAGUCCUUUCAAUACAAGGGCUCCAUACACUCAGCAAAAUUCGUUUUCUUGUGCAUGUUGUAGAUCAACUAAUCAUAGACAAUCUACUCAUCCCAAUUGUCCUAACAAUUGCAACAACAUUAUGCAUAUCUGCUGCUGUAGAAACUGUUCAAGAAGAUGUAUUGGUCCUAACAUCUGUCAAAUUAAGGGCCCAAAUUAUCAUCAGCAUGUCUUUCCACCUAUGGAAAGCAGGUGUCCCCUUUUGUAAUGCAUAUAUGUCAAUAGAUGAGUGUCUUAAAGCAACCAGUGAACAAAGUUCCCGGUUUGGGCUAUGUUAUUCAAAUGGAAAAACCAUCAUUCCUUUACCUAUUGCAACUCUACAGAAACUAUUAGAUUUUGUAACAAAUCAUGAUAGUUCAGAUUGCCAGGCCACAAACUUCUAUAAAAAUAUCAGAGCCUUUAAUAGUGCAUUUGCAUUUGCUUCAAUUAAGGCAAACGUGGAUGAAAGACUUGCAAGUGGGACAGACGGUGUCUCCACAUUCCAUGUAAAUGGUACCAUAUAUCAUAAUGUUGGAGCACUUUGA